AUGCACACCGACAAACUCCUCACCUUUUCCGACCAGUUUGUGAUUAGCUGCGGCACAAUAUCCGUUGAUAUUCCCAAGCAGAAAGUCCUUCUGCUGCACAGCCAUGACCGCGGCGUUGUUGUCCUUCCAAAGGGGCGCAAGAAUCGUGGCGAGAGCCUAGAAUCUGCAGCAGUCCGCGAGACAAUUGAAGAGACAGGAUACUCCUGCGACCUAUUGCCUCAUAUGGCCCCUGUGAAAGCACCCCUUAGUUCACAUGCAGAUCAAUCAGAUGUACCACCAUCUGAUGGUCCACAUACGGAACCCAUUGCAGUGCAGCAAUGGGUGUAUCCAGAUGGAGUCCGGAAGCUCAUUUUCUGGUUCCUUGGGGUGGCCGAUUCAACCGAAACGCCCAAUGUGCCCGUCGAGGAUGGUGAGGUGUUUGAGGCUCGGUGGCAUAGUUUCGGGGAGGCUGGACAGGAACUAAGUUUUCCAGAAGAUCGCAUGUUGGUUGAGAAGGCCGUUGAAAUUGUUCAGACAUUGGGUGCAUAA
Molecule: messenger RNA, 528 nt
Organism: Aspergillus terreus NIH2624
Lineage: Eukaryota; Fungi; Ascomycota; Eurotiomycetes; Eurotiales; Aspergillaceae
Exons: 1
Coding region: 1-528 (175 amino acids)
Biological process (GO): AMP biosynthetic process; ATP biosynthetic process
Molecular function (GO): bis(5'-nucleosyl)-tetraphosphatase (asymmetrical) activity
Source: RefSeq, a predicted model, not a curated record